Molecule: messenger RNA, 1653 nt
Organism: Schizosaccharomyces osmophilus
Lineage: Eukaryota; Fungi; Ascomycota; Schizosaccharomycetes; Schizosaccharomycetales; Schizosaccharomycetaceae
Gene: vac8
Product: vacuolar protein-membrane adaptor Vac8
Exons: 6
Coding region: 1-1653 (550 amino acids)
Biological process (GO): vacuole inheritance; nucleus-vacuole junction assembly
Cellular component (GO): fungal-type vacuole membrane
Molecular function (GO): protein-membrane adaptor activity; protein binding
Source: RefSeq, a predicted model, not a curated record
AUGGGCAAUUGCUUAUCUUGUUGUAACAAAUCUAAAGAUGAACAGUACGAGCCGUUACUGGCGGAUCGAGAAAGAGAAGCUGUAGCAGACUUGUUAAAUUUCUUGGAAGAUAGAAAUGAGGUGAACUUCUAUAGUGAAGAACCAUUAAGGGCGUUGACAAUUCUUGCGUACUCUGACAAUAUUGAUCUUCAACGAUCAGCAGCUCUGGCUUUUGCCGAAAUUACUGAAAAAGAUGUUCGGGAAGUCGAUCGUGAAACCAUCGAACCCGUUUUGUUUUUGUUGCAAAGUCCUGAUGCCGAGAUUCAGCGAGCUGCAAGCGUUGCACUAGGCAAUUUAGCUGUCAAUGCCGAAAAUAAGGCCCUUGUGGUCAAGUUGAACGGUUUGGAUCUCUUAAUUCGUCAAAUGAUGUCCCCUCAUGUUGAGGUGCAAUGCAACGCCGUUGGCUGUAUCACGAACUUGGCUACUUUGGAUGAAAACAAAUCAAAAAUAGCUCAUUCUGGUGCCCUUGGUCCCCUUACUCGACUUGCAAAGAGCAAGGAUAUACGUGUACAGAGAAAUGCCACUGGUGCAUUGCUUAAUAUGACCCAUUCUUAUGAAAAUCGUCAACAACUCGUUAACGCUGGAACCAUACCUGUUCUGGUUUCCUUACUCCCCAGUUUAGACGCCGACGUGCAAUAUUAUUGCACAACAUCCAUCAGCAACAUCGCUGUCGAUGCCAUCCAUCGCAAAAAACUUGCUCAGAGCGAACCCAAGUUGGUUCGCUCACUUAUCCAGCUCAUGGACACUGCUAGUCCCAAAGUUCAAUGUCAAGCCGCUUUAGCUUUGCGUAAUCUCGCUUCUGAUGAGCGCUAUCAAAUUGAGAUUGUUCAAAGUAAUGCCUUGCCCUCGCUUCUCCGUUUACUCCGUUCUUCUUAUCUUCCUUUAAUUCUCGCAUCAGUUGCAUGCGUCCGAAACAUCUCUAUCCAUCCUCUCAACGAAUCCCCUAUUAUUGACGUUGGUUUCCUUCGUCCUUUAGUAGAUUUGCUCUCUUGUACCGAAAAUGAAGAGAUUCAAUGUCAUGCGGUGUCCACGUUGCGUAAUUUAGCCGCUAGCUCGGAACGAAAUAAACGCGCUAUUAUUGAGGCUAACGCUAUACAAAAACUCCGUGAUUUAAUCCUAGAUGCCCCCGUCAGCGUUCAAAGCGAAAUGACCGCUUGUCUUGCCGUAUUGGCCCUCAGCGACGAAUUCAAAUCGUAUUUGUUAAAUUAUGGUAUAUGUAAUGUCCUUAUCCCCUUGACGGAUUCUAUGUCAAUAGAAGUACAAGGAAACUCUGCUGCUGCCUUGGGUAACCUUUCUUCAAAUGUUGACGAUUAUGGUCAAUUUAUUGAGUGUUGGGAUUCUCCUGCAGGUGGAAUUCGUGGUUACCUUGUCCGAUUCUUGAGCAGUGAAGACUCCACCUUUGCUCAUAUCGCUGCUUGGACGAUCGUGCAAUUACUAGAAGCUGGAGUUCCUCGAUUAACUGCUUUUAUUCAAUCAAGCGAUGAUAUUAUUGAACUCCUAAACGAUAUAGUUGCCAGAGACGUGAAUAAUGGAGAAUACGAAGAUGGCGAAGGAGAUGUUAUUUUACUGUCAGGUCGAGCACUGCAUCUAAUUGAGCAAGACGCUGAUGCUUAA